This is a messenger RNA of Colletotrichum spaethianum, 771 nucleotides long. RefSeq names its product norsolorinic acid ketoreductase nor1. NCBI's taxonomy places the organism in Eukaryota, Fungi, Ascomycota, Sordariomycetes, Glomerellales, Glomerellaceae. The coding region runs from base 1 to 771 and encodes 256 amino acids. The transcript has a single exon. The record is from RefSeq and is a predicted model, not a curated record.
AUGAAAAACACAGUCUAUGUAAUCACGGGCACCAAUAAAGGCAUAGGCCUUGGUCUAGUCAAGGCCUUGUUUGUCAGACCAUCUACGACCAUUGUUGCGUCGGUCCGCAAUGACGAAGGUGUUGCGUCGCUGAAGUCUGCUAUCGCGGGUGUAGCCAAGGGUAACGACAGUGAGAUUUAUAUUAUGCUCUUAGACUUCACCAAGGCCCCAUCACCAGCUGAAGUCCUCAGGGCUUUUAACGCCGCGACUUUGGGUACAAUCGACCGUGUUGACGUCCUUGUCAGCAACGCCGCUGCGCCUUUCCCAAUGACCCCUACCCUAGCAAUCGCUGGUGAAGACCUCCGGAAAGCAUUCGAGAUCAACACGAUCGCCCCUUUGAUGGUGUUCCAAGGCCUUUGGCCUCUGAUGGAUAAGCCUCGGGGUGUAGACGAUGUCUCUGCGAAGUUUAUCGGCAUUACCUCCUCUGUCGGAUCCAUCGGAUCUCAAGAACCCCUUCCGGGCGGCGCGUACGGGCCGAGCAAGGCCGCGCUGAACUGGCUUACCAAGUCACUUCAUGCUCAGCAUGAGAACUUGGUCAGUGUAGCUGUUCAUCCCGGAUGGGUCCAAACAUACAUGGGCAACUACGCGGCCAAAGAGUGGAAUCAUGAGCCUGGUCCUCCGGAUACUAUCGCCAGCUCUGCCAAUGGAAUCCUCGAUGUCAUCGAUGGUGCUAGUAGAGACACUACCUCUGGGAAGUUUAUCACGCACACAGGAGAGGUUGUGCCUUGGUAG